Molecule: messenger RNA, 1033 nt
Organism: Panthera uncia (snow leopard)
Lineage: Eukaryota; Metazoa; Chordata; Mammalia; Carnivora; Felidae
Product: alpha-soluble NSF attachment protein-like
Exons: 4
Biological process (GO): intracellular protein transport; SNARE complex disassembly; synaptic transmission, glutamatergic
Cellular component (GO): synaptobrevin 2-SNAP-25-syntaxin-1a complex; vacuolar membrane; terminal bouton
Molecular function (GO): syntaxin binding; soluble NSF attachment protein activity
Source: RefSeq, a predicted model, not a curated record
CCCCGAGCUUACGGUGCCACCUGCACAUGCGCACAGGUGGGAACCAAUGCCAUGGACAGCCCCCUCCUCAAGUACAGCGCCAAGGACUACUUCUUCAAGGCGGCCCUCUGCCACUUCUGCAUCGACAUGCUCAAUGCCAAGCUCGCCGUCCAGAAGUAUGAGGAGCUGUUCCCUGCGUUCUCUGGCUCCCGGGAGUGCACGCUAAUGAAAAAAUUGUUAGAUGCCCACGAGGAGCAGAACAUUGACAGCUACACCGAAGCGGUGAAGGAGUACGACUCCAUCUCCCGGCUGGACCAGUGGCUCACCACCAUGCUGCUUCGCAUCAAGAAGACGAUCCAGGGUGACGAGGAAGACCUGCGCUAAGCACCCCCAGCCCCCUGGCACCCGUCCUCCUGCCCCGUCUUCUCUACCCCCGCGCCCCUCCAGCGCGUGAGCCCAGAGACGUGGGGCCGAGACCUUGGCUGCGAGACCUCCCCUCCCUUCCCGCAGAGGAGUCUCCCCAAGCCGCGGUGCGGGCUCAGCACUGCCGCGGGGCCCCCGAGGCUGGGCCUGCCGGCCGGACAGUCCCCCUCUGUUCUCACUGCACCCCCUCGCCUCCUGCCCGUUUAUUUAAUCCCCCCCCCCCCCCCCGAGGUGCCCUUCUCUACCCCAAACACAGAAUCUCUGACACAGACCUGUUUGCUGUGGGUGCCGCCAGGGGUGGGGGGGUCAGCAUCUGGUCCCCCGCCUCCUGACCAGCUGAGUCGCAAGACUGGCUUCAGUCUCUCCCACCUGUCCUCCAGCCGAGCCCUGAGCACACGUAGCCGCUGAGAUUUGCUCUCCCCGUGGGGGCGGGCUCCUUCCCCUCCGGUGCCGGGAACCCCCACGGCGUCCUGCAGCCCUGACCUCUCAGGAUAGACCGCAGGCCCUGGAGCUCAGAGGGCCGUCCCCACGCCCACCCUGACAUCUGCUCCUUCCCUAGUGCUUUGAGGUUUUGUGGUCGGAAGCUGCAGCUGGCCUGAGAAAGAAAAAUAAAAAAGAACACUUCGCAUGA